Messenger RNA from Bactrocera latifrons, 906 nucleotides. RefSeq lists its product as uncharacterized. Gene Ontology annotation, biological process: telomere maintenance; DNA repair. Gene Ontology annotation, molecular function: DNA helicase activity. NCBI's taxonomy places the organism in Eukaryota, Metazoa, Arthropoda, Insecta, Diptera, Tephritidae. The coding region runs from base 1 to 906 and encodes 301 amino acids. The record is from RefSeq and is a predicted model, not a curated record. The transcript is spliced from 2 exons.
AUGUUGGAAGGUUGCCGAACCGCUCAUUCUGCAAUAAAAUUGCCAUUAAACCUGCAAGCGGUUGAAGAACCGACAUGUAACAUAGCGAAACAUUCAGCAAUGGCCAAAGUUUCGGUAGCAAGCAAAAUCAUUAUCUGGGACGAAUGCACAACGUCGCACAAACGCGCGUUAGAAGCUCUGAAUCGCACUAUGAAAGAUCUGCGUAAUGACGCAAGACAUUUUGGGGGUGCAUUGAUUUUACUCUCAGGCAAUUUCCGGCAAACACUACCAGUAAUACCACGAUCGACCGCUGCCGAAGAGACCAAUACUUGCCUGAAAUCAUCACCAUUGUGGCGUUAUGUGUGGAAAAUUCAGCUGACGACAAACAUGCGAGUUGCAUUACUAAACGAUGCAUCUGCCGAACUGUUCUCUAAUCCACUGCUAACUAUCGGUAAUGGUCGUGUUCCUGCCGACGCAUCGAAUGGAUUCAUUUCGUUCCCGCCAAAUUUUUGCAAUUUCGUCUCAACGAAAGAGGAGCUCAUCAACAAAGUGUUUCUGAACAUCAUUGCUAACCACAAAAACUACGAUUGGUUGAGUGAAAGAGUAAUUUUAGCAGCGAAGAACAAGGAUGUGGACUGUGUAGCAAACGAAGAUGAAGCAACCAACUACCCAACUGAGUUCUUGAAUUCAUUGGAUGUGCCUGGCUUGCCACCGCACAAUUUACAAUUGAAGGUUGGUUCAGUCGUCAUCAUACUUCACAAUCUCAACCCACCAAAAUUAUGCAACGGAACGCGUUUAGCGGUCACAAAACUCAUGGCCAAUGUGAUUCACGCGWGACUACUAAAAGGAAAAUUCAAAGCUAUCAUUGACUCGGUUAAUGGCAAUAUAAUCCAAGCGUUAACCACAGCUAGCAUAAAAACCUUGUAA